Molecule: messenger RNA, 5190 nt
Organism: Lingula anatina
Lineage: Eukaryota; Metazoa; Brachiopoda; Lingulata; Lingulida; Lingulidae
Product: trafficking protein particle complex subunit 9-like
Cellular component (GO): trans-Golgi network
Source: RefSeq, a predicted model, not a curated record
GGAACAAGUCGUACGCAAAACUUGAAUGAAGCAGAAAAUUUAUCAUAACUAACCAGUGCAAUAUACUUUAGAGAUCUGCAUGGGCUUUAUCCAUCGCAGAUGAUGAAUCAUAUGAUCAGGAAGCUCAGCAUGAAGACACCAGUAUGAGUUUCCCUGACUACAGUCAGAAAGCAGAGGACCACCAGUCCAUACUUAUACUGGUUAAACUGGUCGGUGCCGAACUAAAACCCAAGUCCUUUGGUCGUGUCUAUGACAGGAUUGGUCGUGUGGAGUGUGUGCAUGUCCCGAACCAGCAACGGACAGUUUGGAUGCGCUACAAGAGCCAAUAUCCCAUAGAGAAUAAUGAAUGGGGUGAUUUUCAGGCACACCGAAAGGUUCUGGGUCUGCUGUGUAUUGGCAAAGCAAGAACCACCGAGGAAAUGGAGGACAUUUACCAAACCUACGAGGAUGAAAAAAACGCAUACAGUUCCACAAUGUAUGACUCCAGACUUGUUGUCUUUGGGAUGAACACAGAUGGUUCUCCCAGCAUGCAACAGUCUGACCCCAAUGACCCCACACUGCUGACAUCUGUUGGUGGGGAGGGGAGUGAUAAACAGGGAUCUACUAGUACUAAUAUAGUGGCAGCUGAAACUAAAGAUGCCAAUAGCGAAUCGGACAAAGAAAAUGCUCACACUCCUGAUGGAGAUCUUGAAACUAAAAAUGGAGAUCUUGUAACUAAAACUGGAGAACUUGAAAUUAAAGAUGGAGAUCUCAAAACUAAAAAUGGCGAUAUUCAAAUAAAGGACCCUUUAAGAUAUGAACCAGAAGAAACAACUGCAAUAUCAAAAAUUGACUCUGUGAGUGAAAAAUUAGUCAAAUCAGACAUAAAUUCCUCAGAAAAGACGGAGGAAAAGAAAUCGGGUACGGUACCUGGUGGUCAGUUGGCACUCAAGAAAGGUCAGCUGACCAGUGACUCUCCCUUACAACAGAAAAAACAGGGUCACCUAUCACCCAGUGGUCAGUCUACUCCGGCCAGUGGGUCACCGUCAGGGUCAAGACGGAGCAGCAGCCGGGGGAAGGACCCCAAGUCACAUAUAUGGUUCUAUGCUGAUAUUGACAAGUGUCCAGAUUUGGAGGAAAAGGUGAAGGAAUUUGUAAUGACCUUGUUCUGGGUGUUGGAGGGGAAACGGCUCGACAGGUCCUUCGAAAAGAAGAUGCAGCUGAUCUCGGCACCGUUUGAGAAAAAGGACAUGGUGGGAGUUGACGUGGAAAACAAGCCCACUCCUCAACGAGCGGAAUCCAAGAAAAAACUCUUUUUCCUGGAACGUGCUGUUUCCACUGACAAAUCAGAUCUUGUGGCUCACAUGGUGGAUACCCAGAAGGUGUAUCGUAAACGGUGUCAGGGACGGCUGAGGAAGCACCUGGGUGAUCUGUGUCUAUUGGCGGGUGUCCCCGGGGAGGCCAUCCUCCACUACAGCACCGCCCUGGACAUCCUCAAGUCUGCCAAUGACUGGCUCUGGUUGGCAGCUGCCUACGAGGGCCUGUGUUCUGCCUCAGUCAUCAUCAUGUACCCCAGAGAGGAGAGGCAAAGUUUCCAGAGGAACUACUCAUGGUCCACUAAGAGAGGCAGCUCUAUGAUGCAGGAGGCUAAACAGAGAAGUAGUGCUCAACAGAAUCGUAAUCAGAAUGGCCUUGACCUUGCCAGAGUGAGAAUCAAAAACUGUCUUAUGGGGGACGACAUCAUUGAAAAAUACAAGGAGGCGAUCAUGCACUACAGCAAGUUCAAGAACGUGGGUAUUGUUGAGAUGGAAGCCAGUAUUAAAGCCUGCAGAGUGCUGAUCAUGCAAGGGAAAAACCUGCAGGCUUCAGAGUUCCUCCAGAAUGUGGUGUAUAUAAACCUACAGAUGUCAGAGGAAGAGAAGGUUCUCCGCUACAGCACCCUGGCUAAUCUAUACGAGCAAAUCAAUUUCCACAGAAAGGCAGCCUUCUUCAAGCGAGUUGCUGCCAUGCAAAGCGUUGCUCCAACCGUGCCAAAUCCUUCCUGGGAACGCUGUCAUCAGCUUCUGAUGCAGUCUCUGAAAGGCUACAGUAUUACAUUGGACUACAGGGAGAGGGUCCAAGGAGAAGCUGUGGGCUGGCCAAUUGUUCAGUCCCGGGUACUGCAUGAGGUGGUCUACUGCGCCAGGAAACUGGGGAAUGUGCCCCUGAUUAUAAGACACAUGACUCACCUGCUCCACAUGAUGCACCACUACCUGACCCCCCAGGAGAAGAGAGAACUGUCCAACCUCCUGGAGACCUACACCUGUCAUCAUGAGGGUCUUAACCAGCCCAUAGCCCUGGACAGUGGUCAAAUCUUGCCAGCUGCACCCUUGUUGAAUUUACCUCAGGUCAGAGUCAUGAAACUAAUGAAUCUCCCCCUCCACCUACGCCCUGUGGCCAUCAAGUCCACGCUGACCCCGGACAGAGAGCAGUCGCCCAGUCCUUUCAUCUACUCCCCCUUACAGUUCUCUGCACCCAUGGGCAGAGUCAGGAAGGACAGGUCUAAGAUGGACUUCCAGUGGGUGAUGGACGAUGUCUGUGAGGUGGCGCUCCAGGUCUUCAACCUCAUGCCGUAUGAACUGAAGGUGUCCAAUGUGGCCUUGCUGACAGAUGGAGUUGACUUUGUCUCCCACCCGUCCAGCAUGUCCCUCCAGGCCAAUUCUGGCCCCUAUGUGGUCAAGGUACUGGGGACACCCAAGGGUGCUGGUCAAUUAAAUAUCAUAGGCUAUACAACCACUGUACUGGGAGUGAGAAACAACUGUAAGCUGCGCGACAUACCGAGGAUACGCGAGGCCCAGUACACCGUGGAGGUUAUUCCGCCAUUGCCCCAGUUACAGGUCACGACCUCGGUGCCAAGGUCACGGAGCUACAGCAACCUGGAUGAGAUUCUGAAGAAAGAGAGUGCAAUAUUGACUGUUUUCGCAGGAGAGAGUUUUGAGUGUCAAGUGAUGCUGACCAACACUGGUAGUUACCCCAUAGAGGUGGUAGAGCUGGCUCUUGACUCCAAGGGGAAAGAUAAAGGACUGGAUUCAAAAGAAAAAGAUGAAGAAAUGGAUGAGGUUUUUGUAUGGAACAUGGAAAGUUUGCAGUCCCAGCUUCCUAUAGCUCCUGGCAGCCAUGCUUGCUUCACCAUCUUUAUCCAUGGGGUCAGCAACUUCAUUUCCAAGGAGUCCACUGUGAUAGAUGAUAAAUCUGCUCAACUAAGUCCCGCUCGACGGCCUCGCUCCACGGGUUUGUCAGACUUGUCUACUGUAGCCCUCAAGUCUUCCCAGUCUUGGAAUGAUCUGGUAUUGGUGGACCACAGUGCAAAGAUCAUUCAGGCCACCUUCAAGUUCAAGUACAGUGGUGGUCCCGGUCUAGAGCGCGGUUUCUGCCGCCAUUGCGUGGUACCCAUGAACAUCGCCAUUCAACCCGCGGUGGUCAUGAAGGCCUGGGACGUGGUGGCCGGAGACACCUGUGAUACUUGUAAACUGGUCCUUGAUGUCCAGAAUACCACUGACCACUGGGCUGAGCUGACCACUGGAGAUCUGGCCAUGUCCUCUGAUGACCCAGUCCUGACCUCUGGGAAGACUCCUGUGACCCCUGGUGACCUUCCAAUGACCUUUGGUGACCCUCCUGUGACCUCUGUUACACCAGGUGCAGUAACAUUGGCAGAGAAAAAGACAAAAAGGAUAUGGAUUCCUAUCAGGAGGUGCAAAAUACAAGAACUAUAUGACAUUCCAUUAGAAAACGACAAUGAAGACGUAGAAAGUAGUGAACCUGUUCACAGGCGACACAGAGACUCUUUAUCGCACCAUCUCCAUGACGAUGCAGAAGGAUCAGAGGUUGCAGAAAAGAUACAGGAAGAGUGCCUUAAAUAUUUGUCUGAAUUUGUGGACAUUCGAUGGAGUAUCCCUCACCUACAGAAGUCUGGGAAGAUUGCUGUGGAUAAACUGCCAUGGAGUGAUGCUCAGUUGGAGCUUGUGAGAGAGACUCCUAUUCACUGGGAUAUUUCUUUAAACAAAAGAGGUUACAGUGGGGAAGCACAUCAGUUCAACACUGGGGAGCUGGUACAGCUAGACGUCAGCCUUACUUGUCGCUCAGAUUUCCCUAUCCCAGAAUGCACUCUAUCAGUACAGUGCCACAGGAAGUACAAUCCAGACAUGUCAUGUGAUCGUCAUGUGACUAUAACAGGACAGUCUUGUAAAAAUACACCUGAGCUCGGCAGUGGAAGCACAUUCCGCCACACGUGUCACCUGACUUUUUACCAUACGGGCCAGUACGUGCUGGAUAUCACAUGCACAGAACUCACGAGUAACGUGCAGGAGAAUGCAUGCACAUGGACGUGCUCCCCUGAAGUCAGCAUAGAUAUCACAGACUCGGAAUCAGUUUUAUUAUUUGACUCAUCGGGUCAUGUGAAGUGAAUUUUCUCACCCUAUAGUCAGACUUGUUCUUGUGAUCAGCAUCAGAUUGGAUGAUAUUAAGUGUUACUAAUGGUCCACUUUAACACAGGAAGAAAUAAUAGGGCGCAGGCAGGUUUAAAAUGGCUUCAUGUGCUUGUCAAGGCAAAAGAUGGGAGUUAUGACACAGACAAAGGGGCAUAGGCAGAUUUAAGAUGGUGGCAACUGUAGGUAUGAGUAAUUGGAAAGGCAAUUUAAGUAUCGCAAGUUUGUUUUUAUGUCUAUUUGUUUAUUUGGUGAAAGACUCCACCGAGAAAUUGUGGAGAAAUUGUCAAUUUGCACCACUCUCUAGGAUUACCCCUGGACUCUGUAACUAGAGAGUGGAGACUAUUGGAGAAUGAGAGCGUACAUAGAUGUGUUGGGAGGUACAAAAAGUCCCUGGUGGAUCUCAUAUCGGAAUCUAGAUAUGUUUGGUGCCUUGAAUAGGCACUCUUAGUUGUUAGUUACGGUAUGGUUACUAGUCAUUUUCAUCUACCUUUGAAUAUUUUAAGACGUACAAUGAGCAAAGGACUUUUGUUAAGAAAAUGAUAAAAUUUUCCAGGAAAUUGCAACACAUUUUUGGUAUUCACCAGAGUAAUCAUUAUCCAAAGAGGGUCAGAUUUUCAAGUUUACAUUGACGAGUAUUCAAAUUUUUUAUGUUGGAAGAUAGUCAAAAUGGAGGAUGGAUCAACAAAUAUAAUUUGGAAGACUGUCAGAAAUUAUGUCUGGAUCCACCCCUUCAAUCUAUGAAGCA